AUGAGUAAGCAAUCAAAGAAUGAUCUUAUCCAACCAGAUGACAUCACUGUCGCCAUUUUCUGCGCUCUCCCAAAGGAGGCCGUCGCGGUUAGGCUCGUAUUUGACGAACGAUUCGAUUGCAAUGUUGCUCCUGGCCAACAAUUGUAUGUCUAUUCUUACGGCCGAGUCGGUGAACACAACAUCGUACUCACAGUGCCUCAUCAAAUGGGGACAGUGAAAGCAUCCCAGUGCGCUGCUGUUGUGGCCCAACAGUUCCCGAAUAUUCGGUUCGCUUUAUCAAUUGGAAUCGGAGGGGGUAUUCCGGGUGCAGAUGCCGAUAUCAGGCUUGGGGAUGUUGCUGUGAGCAUACCGCAAGAUAAUCACCCUGGUGUGAUUGAAUACGACUAUGGAAAAUACACUCAGAACGGAGAGUUUGUCUUGAAAGGCUCGCUCAAUAAACCAGCCCCCAUCUUGAUCAGUGCAGACAUGUCCUUACAGAUGGAUGAGAUGGAGGACGAAUUCCCAAUUGACGGGAUGCUCCAGCGCAUCCCACAAAAACGUCUCUUCUCUCGGCCUAGUCGUGAUGUCCUUUUCGCUGACACCUUUCAUCAUGUUGGCGGAAAAGACUGCAGCGCCUGUGACAAUUCCAGCCAAAAGCAGAUUGUUGAUCGGGGACAUCGUAACAGAGAUGUUAUCAUUCAUCGAGGUCUUAUACUUUCAGGAGGAGGCGUGAUAAAGAACCCACAGGAUCGAAACCGGUUACGGCGCGGCAACGAGCAAGCGAUAUGUUACGAGAUGUUGGCAGCGGGUAUCAUGGGCCAGAUACCUUGCCUGGUCAUUCGAGGAAUCUGUGACUAUGCUGACACCCACAAGAGCGAUGAAUGGCAUUACUAUGCUGCCGCUGUUGCUGCCGCAUAUGGCGGAGCUAUUCUAAUGAAGAUUCGUGGCGAGCAAGUGCGUCAAACCUCAACUAUGCAGAAUAUGAUGUCAGGAAUGAAGAGAAUAGAGAGUAAGGUUGAUGAGGUGAAAGAAGAAUCAUAUCGACGACAGAUCCUGGAGUGGAUCGGGCAAAAGAACUGGAGACAUGCCCAUCAGGCACAUUUUUCCAGAUAUGAACCUGGAACUGGCCAAUGGUUUCUCAACCACCCGGACUUCAAAAAAUGGGAAGUUGGCCACCAGCAAACAUUGCUAUGUCAAGGCGAUCCAGGAGCAGGCAAAACAGUCAUGGCAUCCGUCAUGAUCGACCAUCUCAAGUCUCGUGCCUGCGUCGAAUCAGCCGCAAAUCCGACAGCUGUUGUAUUCUUCUAUUUCAGCGCUGCAGACAGAAACCAGCAAUGCCCGCCUUACUUUAUGUUGAGUCUCAUGAGACAGUUGAUUGAAAGCAGCCAUAGGCCACUGCCAAAGGCCGCCACGGAUUGGUUUGAAGGAUACAAGGACAAUGGCCCAUCAUCGUUAAGCAUGGAAAGUUUAAUCAGCGGGAUCAUUGACAUAUCGCUUUCCUUCGCGAACCUCUUUAUAGUAAUCGAUGCUCUUGACGAGUGUGAAGAGAGUGCAUUGGAAAGAGGACUCCUGCGUGAACUGUUCAAGCUCCAAAGUCGGACGAAAGUGAACAUCGCAGCAACUUCCCGUCGCCUGGACUGGAUCAAAGACAUCUUCAAAAACCUCGUUCCGAACUAUUUGUUACUUCCUAUUGAGGCAGCCGAUGAAGACUACAAGCGUAAUCUUGUCAUUCAAGAAUGCGGUUCGUCAGAAGAGAGGAACAAACUAGUACAGGAUGUACAAGAGCGCAUCAAAAGUGCUUCUCAUGGAAUAUUUCUUCUCGUCCGAUUUCAUAUGGAUGAAGUCGAUUAUCAGAUAUCAGAGCAGGAUAUCAGAACUAGCAUUCAAAACUUUCCUGAAGCGUCAAGUGCGUAUGAGGAGAUUUAUGGAAAAACAACCGACCGCAUUCAUGAUCAGCCUCUGAAGCAUCGUUUGCUCGCGAGCAAGACCCUCGAAUGGGUAGUCUGUGCAAAAGAACCACUCCCGAUUUUGGCACUUCGUGAAGCAGUUUCUGUAAAGAUCGGCUCUCCACACUCUGAGAAGACAGUUCAAAGUCCCAUCAAGCUAAUUGUGAAUGUGUGUAGAGGGCUUGAUACAGUGGAUGACGACAAAACUGUCCGAUUACUCCAUCACAUAACACGCGAGUAUUUCAAUCAUAACCCUGAGCGUCUAAUGUUUCUUAGCAAUGGUUGCCUCUCAAGGUCCAUAGAAGGCGUUAUGAACAUCAAGCAGCUAGAAUCUAACGCCAGAACUGCCAUUCAAGUAGAUCUCACUAUGGUUUGCAUCACAUAUCUUUUAUUUGAUGCUUUUCAGGAUGGACCAUGCCAAGAGAAACAAGAACUAUGGGAAAGCUUGCGAACCAACAAAUUCUAUCAGUACGCUGGUCGUUACUAG
Molecule: messenger RNA, 2412 nt
Organism: Fusarium venenatum
Lineage: Eukaryota; Fungi; Ascomycota; Sordariomycetes; Hypocreales; Nectriaceae
Source: RefSeq, a predicted model, not a curated record